Aquila chrysaetos chrysaetos is the source of this 1104-nucleotide messenger RNA. RefSeq names its product trace amine associated receptor 2 (gene TAAR2). Gene Ontology annotation, cellular component: membrane. The record is from RefSeq and is a predicted model, not a curated record. Gene Ontology annotation, molecular function: trace-amine receptor activity. The transcript has a single exon. Gene Ontology annotation, biological process: G protein-coupled receptor signaling pathway. NCBI's taxonomy places the organism in Eukaryota, Metazoa, Chordata, Aves, Accipitriformes, Accipitridae. Bases 76 to 1104 code for a protein of 342 amino acids.
UUUGGAAUCUUUUGGAAACUUAAAUCUGCCUAUGGAACUGCAUCUCCAUUAGAAAAGUCCAAUGAAAGAUUGAUUAUGCUUUCUCCGAAUAUCUCGAGGGAUUUGACUGAUUGCUCUGAGUUUGGAAAUACAUCCUGUCCUGGGAGCUUGAGGUCAGCAGGAGUACGAGGGGUAAUGUAUCUAUCCAUAACAGCAGCCUUCAUUCUCACCAUCUUAGGGAAUCUGGCCAUAAUCGUUUCCACCUCGUAUUUCAAGCAGCUUCAUUCUCUGACCAAUUUCCUCAUCCUAUACAUGGCCAUCACAGAUUUCCUGCUGGGCUUUGCCAUUAUGCCUUACAGCAUGGUGAGGUCUGUGGAGAACUGCUGGUAUUUUGGGAUGACAUUCUGCAAAGUUAAUUAUAGUUUUGACCUGAUGCUCUGUUUAGCUUCCAUUUUCCAUCUUUGUUCCAUUGCCGUGGAUCGGUUUUAUGCAGUCUGCCACCCUCUGCAUUACGCCAGCACCAUGACUGUUGCGGCCAUAAAACAAAUCAUAGCAGUGUGCUGGUCAGUGCCUGCUGCUUUUGCUUUUGGUGUAGUUUUCUCGGAAGCUUAUGCUUCUGGAAUUGAGGGUUAUGAAACACUGGUUAAACGCUCGAGCUUGUGCCCUAUUGUGUUCAACAAACUGUGGGGAGCUGUUUUAUUUACAGUUGGUUUAUUUGCUCCUGCUUGUAUUAUGAUAGGGAUUUAUGUUAAAAUUUUUACUGUCUCCCAAAGGCACACAUGUGAGUUGAGCCAGGUGCACAGGCACACAAAAAGUGAUAAGAAAAAUGAGCUUUCUAAGAAUAAAGACAGGAAAGCUGCCAAGACUUUGAGUAUAGUUAUGCUGGGUUUCUUAAUAUGCUGGUUUCCUUGGUUUUUUGGAAUGUUAAUUGAUCCAUUUUUAAAUUUCUCUACUCCUUUACCUUUGUUUGAUGCUCUAAACUGGCUUGGGUAUUUAAAUUCUUUCUGCAAGCCAUUAAUAUAUGGCUUUUUCUAUCCAUGGUUUUGGAAAACAUUUAAAUAUAUUUUAAAAGGCAAAAUAUUUAACCCACAUUUUCGUACAAUAAAAAUUUUAUCUGAAGAUUAA